Closterium sp. Naga37s-1 is the source of this 29706-nucleotide messenger RNA. The record is from the annotation of a GenBank genome assembly. Lineage: Eukaryota; Viridiplantae; Streptophyta; Zygnematophyceae; Desmidiales; Closteriaceae.
AUGCGGCUGGCGAGGAUCGGGGUGGAGGGCAUCAUGCGCGGCAGCAGCGGUGCAGCAGACGUGCGUACAAGCAGGAGUGCAAAGGAGUGCACAGGAUUUACCUGUCAGUUCAGUGCCCACCUGCAUGCGGCUGGCGAGGAUCGGGGUGGAGGGCAUCAUGCGUGGCAGCAGCGGUGCAGCAGACGUGCGUACAAGCAGGAGUGCAAAGGAGUGCACAGGAUUUACCUGUCAGUUCAGUGCCCACCUGCAUGCGGCUGGCGAGGAUGGGGGUGGAGUGCAUCAUGCGCGGCAGCAGCGGUGCAGCAGACGUGCGUACAAGCAGGAGUGCAAAGGAGUGCACAGGAUUUACCUGUCAGUUCAGUGCCCACCUGCAUGCGGCUGGCGAGGAUCGGGGUGGAGGGCAUCAUGCGCGGCAGCAGCGGUGCAGCAGACGUGCGUACAAGCAGGAGUGCAAAGGAGUGCACAGGAUUUACCUGUCAGUUCAGUGCCCACCUGCAUGCGGCUGGCGAGGAUGGGGGUGGAGUGCAUGAUGCGCGGCAGCAGCGGUGCAGCAGACGUGCGUACAAGCAGGAGUGCAAAGGAGUGCACAGGAUUUACCUGUCAGUUCAGUGCCCACCUGCAUGCGGCUGGCGAGGAUCGGGGUGGAGGGCAUCAUGCACGGCAGCAGCGGUGCAGCAGACGUGCGUACAAGCAGGAGUGCAAAGGAGUGCACAGGAUUUACCUGUCAGUUCAGUGCCCACCUGCAUGCGGCUGGCGAGGAUGGGGGUGGAGUGCAUGAUGCGCGGCAGCAGCGGUGCAGCAGACGUGCGUACAAGCAGGAGUGCAAAGGAGUGCACAGGAUUUACCUCAGCGGUGCAGCAGACGUGCGUACAAGCAGGAGUGCAAAGGAGUGCACAGGAUUUACUUGUCAGUUCAGUGCCCACCUGCAUGCGGCUGGCGAGGAUGGGGGUGGAGGGCAUCAUGCGCGGCAGCAGCGGUGCAGCAGACGUGCGUACAAGCAGGAGUGCAAAGGAGUGCACAGGAUUUACUUGUCAGUUCAGUGCCCACCUGCAUGCGGCUGGCGAGGAUGGGGGUGGAGUGCAUGAUGCGCGGCAGCAGCGGUGCAGCAGACGUGCGUACAAGCAGGAGUGCAAAGGAGUGCACAGGAUUUACUUGUCAGUUCAGUGCCCACCUGCAUGCGGCUGGCGAGGGUGGGGGUGGAGUGCAUCAUGCGCGGCAGCAGCGGUGCAGCAGACGUGCGUACAAGCAGGAGUGCAAAGGAGUGCACAGGAUUUACCUGUCAGUUCAGUGCCCACCUGCAUGCGGCUGGCGAGGAUCGGGGUGGAGGGCAUCAUGCGCGGCAGCAGCGGUGCAGCAGACGUGCGUACAAGCAGGAGUGCAAAGGAGUGCACAGGAUUUACCUGUCAGUUCAGUGCCCACCUGCAUGCGGCUGGCGAGGAUGGGGGUGGAGUGCAUGAUGCGCGGCAGCAGCGGUGCAGCAGACGUGCGUACAAGCAGGAGUGCAAAGGAGUGCACAGGAUUUACCUGUCAGUUCAGUGCCCACCUGCAUGCGGCUGGCGAGGAUCGGGGUGGAGGGCAUCAUGCGCGGCAGCAGCGGUGCAGCAGACGUGCGUACAAGCAGGAAUGCAAAGGAGUGCACAGGAUUUACCUGUCAGUUCAGUGCCCACCUGCAUGCGGCUGGCGAGGAUGGGGGUGGAGGGCAUCAUGCGCGGCAGCAGCGGUGCAGCAGACGUGCAUACAAGCAGGAGUGCAAAGGAGUGCACAGGAUUUACUUGUCAGUUCAGUGCCCACCUGCAUGCGGCUGGCGAGGAUGGGGGUGGAGUGCAUGAUGCGCGGCAGCAGCGGUGCAGCAGACGUGCGUACAAGCAGGAGUGCAAAGGAGUGCACAGGAUUUACUUGUCAGUUCAGUGCCCACCUGCAUGCGGCUGGCGAGGAUCGGGGUGGAGUGCAUCAUGCGCGGCAGCAGCGGUGCAGCAGACGUGCGUACAAGCAGGAGUGCAAAGGAGUGCACAGGAUUUACUUGUCAGUUCAGUGCCCACCUGCAUGCGGCUGGCGAGGAUGGGGGUGGAGUGCAUCAUGCGCGGCAGCAGCGGUGCAGCAGACGUGCGUACAAGCAGGAGUGCAAAGGAGUGCACAGGAUUUACUUGUCAGUUCAGUGCCCACCUGCAUGCGGCUGGCGAGGAUGGGGGUGGAGUGCAUCAUGCGCGGCAGCAGCGGUGCAGCAGACGUGCGUACAAGCAGGAGUGCAAAGGAGUGCACAGGAUUUACUUGUCAGUUCAGUGCCCACCUGCAUGCGGCUGGCGAGGAUGGGGGUGGAGUGCAUCAUGCGCGGCAGCAGCGGUGCAGCAGACGUGCGUACAAGCAGGAGUGCAAAGGAGUGCACAGGAUUUACUUGUCAGUUCAGUGCCCACCUGCAUGCGGCUGGCGAGGAUGGGGGUGGAGUGCAUCAUGCGCGGCAGCAGCGGUGCAGCAGACGUGCGUACAAGCAGGAGUGCAAAGGAGUGCACAGGAUUUACUUGUCAGUUCAGUGCCCACCUGCAUGCGGCUGGCGAGGAUGGGGGUGGAGUGCAUCAUGCGCGGCAGCAGCGGUGCAGCAGACGUGCGUACAAGCAGGAGUGCAAAGGAGUGCACAGGAUUUACUUGUCAGUUCAGUGCCCACCUGCAUGCGGCUGGCGAGGAUGGGGGUGGAGUGCAUCAUGCGCGGCAGCAGCGGUGCAGCAGACGUGCGUACAAGCAGGAGUGCAAAGGAGUGCACAGGAUUUACUUGUCAGUUCAGUGCCCACCUGCAUGCGGCUGGCGAGGAUCGGGGUGGAGUGCAUGAUGCGCGGCAGCAGCGGUGCAGCAGACGUGCGUACAAGCAGGAGUGCAAAGGAGUGCACAGGAUUUACUUGUCAGUUCAGUGCCCACCUGCAUGCGGCUGGCGAGGGUGGGGGUGGAGUGCAUCAUGCGCGGCAGCAGCGGUGCAGCAGACGUGCGUACAAGCAGGAGUGCAAAGGAGUGCACAGGAUUUACCUGUCAGUUCAGUGCCCACCUGCAUGCGGCUGGCGAGGAUCGGGGUGGAGGGCAUCAUGCGCGGCAGCAGCGGUGCAGCAGACGUGCGUACAAGCAGGAGUGCAAAGGAGUGCACAGGAUUUACCUGUCAGUUCAGUGCCCACCUGCAUGCGGCUGGCGAGGAUGGGGGUGGAGGGCAUCAUGCGCGGCAGCAGCGGUGCAGCAGACGUGCGUACAAGCAGGAGUGCAAAGGAGUGCACAGGAUUUACUUGUCAGUUCAGUGCCCACCUGCAUGCGGCUGGCGAGGAUGGGGGUGGAGUGCAUGAUGCGCGGCAGCAGCGGUGCAGCAGACGUGCGUACAAGCAGGAGUGCAAAGGAGUGCACAGGAUUUACUUGUCAGUUCAGUGCCCACCUGCAUGCGGCUGGCGAGGAUGGGGGUGGAGUGCAUCAUGCGCGGCAGCAGCGGUGCAGCAGACGUGCGUACAAGCAGGAGUGCAAAGGAGUGCACAGGAUUUACUUGUCAGUUCAGUGCCCACCUGCAUGCGGCUGGCGAGGAUGGGGGUGGAGUGCAUCAUGCGCGGCAGCAGCGGUGCAGCAGACGUGCGUACAAGCAGGAGUGCAAAGGAGUGCACAGGAUUUACUUGUCAGUUCAGUGCCCACCUGCAUGCGGCUGGCGAGGAUGGGGGUGGAGUGCAUCAUGCGCGGCAGCAGCGGUGCAGCAGACGUGCGUACAAGCAGGAGUGCAAAGGAGUGCACAGGAUUUACUUGUCAGUUCAGUGCCCACCUGCAUGCGGCUGGCGAGGAUGGGGGUGGAGUGCAUCAUGCGCGGCAGCAGCGGUGCAGCAGACGUGCGUACAAGCAGGAGUGCAAAGGAGUGCACAGGAUUUACUUGUCAGUUCAGUGCCCACCUGCAUGCGGCUGGCGAGGAUGGGGGUGGAGUGCAUCAUGCGCGGCAGCAGCGGUGCAGCAGACGUGCGUACAAGCAGGAGUGCAAAGGAGUGCACAGGAUUUACUUGUCAGUUCAGUGCCCACCUGCAUGCGGCUGGCGAGGAUGGGGGUGGAGUGCAUCAUGCGCGGCAGCAGCGGUGCAGCAGACGUGCGUACAAGCAGGAGUGCAAAGGAGUGCACAGGAUUUACUUGUCAGUUCAGUGCCCACCUGCAUGCGGCUGGCGAGGAUGGGGGUGGAGUGCAUCAUGCGCGGCAGCAGCGGUGCAGCAGACGUGCGUACAAGCAGGAGUGCAAAGGAGUGCACAGGAUUUACUUGUCAGUUCAGUGCCCACCUGCAUGCGGCUGGCGAGGAUGGGGGUGGAGUGCAUCAUGCGCGGCAGCAGCGGUGCAGCAGACGUGCGUACAAGCAGGAGUGCAAAGGAGUGCACAGGAUUUACUUGUCAGUUCAGUGCCCACCUGCAUGCGGCUGGCGAGGAUGGGGGUGGAGUGCAUCAUGCGCGGCAGCAGCGGUGCAGCAGACGUGCGUACAAGCAGGAGUGCAAAGGAGUGCACAGGAUUUACUUGUCAGUUCAGUGCCCACCUGCAUGCGGCUGGCGAGGAUGGGGGUGGAGUGCAUCAUGCGCGGCAGCAGCGGUGCAGCAGACGUGCGUACAAGCAGGAGUGCAAAGGAGUGCACAGGAUUUACUUGUCAGUUCAGUGCCCACCUGCAUGCGGCUGGCGAGGAUGGGGGUGGAGUGCAUCAUGCGCGGCAGCAGCGGUGCAGCAGACGUGCGUACAAGCAGGAGUGCAAAGGAGUGCACAGGAUUUACUUGUCAGUUCAGUGCCCACCUGCAUGCGGCUGGCGAGGAUGGGGGUGGAGUGCAUCAUGCGCGGCAGCAGCGGUGCAGCAGACGUGCGUACAAGCAGGAGUGCAAAGGAGUGCACAGGAUUUACUUGUCAGUUCAGUGCCCACCUGCAUGCGGCUGGCGAGGAUCGGGGUGGAGUGCAUCAUGCGCGGCAGCAGCGGUGCAGCAGACGUGCGUACAAGCAGGAGUGCAAAGGAGUGCACAGGAUUUACUUGUCAGUUCAGUGCCCACCUGCAUGCGGCUGGCGAGGAUGGGGGUGGAGUGCAUCAUGCGCGGCAGCAGCGGUGCAGCAGACGUGCGUACAAGCAGGAGUGCAAAGGAGUGCACAGGAUUUACUUGUCAGUUCAGUGCCCACCUGCAUGCGGCUGGCGAGGAUGGGGGUGGAGGGCAUCAUGCGCGGCAGCAGCGGUGCAGCAGACGUGCGUACAAGCAGGAGUGCAAAGGAGUGCACAGGAUUUACUUGUCAGUUCAGUGCCCACCUGCAUGCGGCUGGCGAGGAUCGGGGUGGAGUGCAUCAUGCGCGGCAGCAGCGGUUCAGCAGACGUGCGUACAAGCAGGAGUGCAAAGGAGUGCACAGGAUUUACUUGUCAGUUCAGUGCCCACCUGCAUGCGGCUGGCGAGGAUGGGGGUGGAGUGCAUCAUGCGCGGCAGCAGCGGUGCAGCAGACGUGCGUACAAGCAGGAGUGCAAAGGAGUGCACAGGAUUUACUUGUCAGUUCAGUGCCCACCUGCAUGCGGCUGGCGAGGAUGGGGGUGGAGUGCAUCAUGCGCGGCAGCAGCGGUGCAGCAGACGUGCGUACAAGCAGGAGUGCAAAGGAGUGCACAGGAUUUACUUGUCAGUUCAGUGCCCACCUGCAUGCGGCUGGCGAGGAUGGGGGUGGAGUGCAUCAUGCGCGGCAGCAGCGGUGCAGCAGACGUGCGUACAAGCAGGAGUGCAAAGGAGUGCACAGGAUUUACUUGUCAGUUCAGUGCCCACCUGCAUGCGGCUGGCGAGGAUGGGGGUGGAGUGCAUCAUGCGCGGCAGCAGCGGUGCAGCAGACGUGCGUACAAGCAGGAGUGCAAAGGAGUGCACAGGAUUUACUUGUCAGUUCAGUGCCCACCUGCAUGCGGCUGGCGAGGAUGGGGGUGGAGUGCAUCAUGCGCGGCAGCAGCGGUGCAGCAGACGUGCGUACAAGCAGGAGUGCAAAGGAGUGCACAGGAUUUACUUGUCAGUUCAGUGCCCACCUGCAUGCGGCUGGCGAGGAUGGGGGUGGAGUGCAUCAUGCGCGGCAGCAGCGGUGCAGCAGACGUGCGUACAAGCAGGAGUGCAAAGGAGUGCACAGGAUUUACUUGUCAGUUCAGUGCCCACCUGCAUGCGGCUGGCGAGGAUCGGGGUGGAGUGCAUGAUGCGCGGCAGCAGCGGUGCAGCAGACGUGCGUACAAGCAGGAGUGCAAAGGAGUGCACAGGAUUUACUUGUCAGUUCAGUGCCCACCUGCAUGCGGCUGGCGAGGGUGGGGGUGGAGUGCAUCAUGCGCGGCAGCAGCGGUGCAGCAGACGUGCGUACAAGCAGGAGUGCAAAGGAGUGCACAGGAUUUACCUGUCAGUUCAGUGCCCACCUGCAUGCGGCUGGCGAGGAUCGGGGUGGAGGGCAUCAUGCGCGGCAGCAGCGGUGCAGCAGACGUGCGUACAAGCAGGAGUGCAAAGGAGUGCACAGGAUUUACCUGUCAGUUCAGUGCCCACCUGCAUGCGGCUGGCGAGGAUGGGGGUGGAGGGCAUCAUGCGCGGCAGCAGCGGUGCAGCAGACGUGCGUACAAGCAGGAGUGCAAAGGAGUGCACAGGAUUUACUUGUCAGUUCAGUGCCCACCUGCAUGCGGCUGGCGAGGAUGGGGGUGGAGUGCAUGAUGCGCGGCAGCAGCGGUGCAGCAGACGUGCGUACAAGCAGGAGUGCAAAGGAGUGCACAGGAUUUACUUGUCAGUUCAGUGCCCACCUGCAUGCGGCUGGCGAGGAUGGGGGUGGAGUGCAUCAUGCGCGGCAGCAGCGGUGCAGCAGACGUGCGUACAAGCAGGAGUGCAAAGGAGUGCACAGGAUUUACUUGUCAGUUCAGUGCCCACCUGCAUGCGGCUGGCGAGGAUGGGGGUGGAGUGCAUCAUGCGCGGCAGCAGCGGUGCAGCAGACGUGCGUACAAGCAGGAGUGCAAAGGAGUGCACAGGAUUUACUUGUCAGUUCAGUGCCCACCUGCAUGCGGCUGGCGAGGAUGGGGGUGGAGUGCAUCAUGCGCGGCAGCAGCGGUGCAGCAGACGUGCGUACAAGCAGGAGUGCAAAGGAGUGCACAGGAUUUACUUGUCAGUUCAGUGCCCACCUGCAUGCGGCUGGCGAGGAUGGGGGUGGAGUGCAUCAUGCGCGGCAGCAGCGGUGCAGCAGACGUGCGUACAAGCAGGAGUGCAAAGGAGUGCACAGGAUUUACUUGUCAGUUCAGUGCCCACCUGCAUGCGGCUGGCGAGGAUGGGGGUGGAGUGCAUCAUGCGCGGCAGCAGCGGUGCAGCAGACGUGCGUACAAGCAGGAGUGCAAAGGAGUGCACAGGAUUUACUUGUCAGUUCAGUGCCCACCUGCAUGCGGCUGGCGAGGAUGGGGGUGGAGUGCAUCAUGCGCGGCAGCAGCGGUGCAGCAGACGUGCGUACAAGCAGGAGUGCAAAGGAGUGCACAGGAUUUACUUGUCAGUUCAGUGCCCACCUGCAUGCGGCUGGCGAGGAUGGGGGUGGAGUGCAUCAUGCGCGGCAGCAGCGGUGCAGCAGACGUGCGUACAAGCAGGAGUGCAAAGGAGUGCACAGGAUUUACUUGUCAGUUCAGUGCCCACCUGCAUGCGGCUGGCGAGGAUGGGGGUGGAGUGCAUCAUGCGCGGCAGCAGCGGUGCAGCAGACGUGCGUACAAGCAGGAGUGCAAAGGAGUGCACAGGAUUUACUUGUCAGUUCAGUGCCCACCUGCAUGCGGCUGGCGAGGAUGGGGGUGGAGUGCAUCAUGCGCGGCAGCAGCGGUGCAGCAGACGUGCGUACAAGCAGGAGUGCAAAGGAGUGCACAGGAUUUACUUGUCAGUUCAGUGCCCACCUGCAUGCGGCUGGCGAGGAUGGGGGUGGAGUGCAUCAUGCGCGGCAGCAGCGGUGCAGCAGACGUGCGUACAAGCAGGAGUGCAAAGGAGUGCACAGGAUUUACUUGUCAGUUCAGUGCCCACCUGCAUGCGGCUGGCGAGGAUGGGGGUGGAGUGCAUCAUGCGCGGCAGCAGCGGUGCAGCAGACGUGCGUACAAGCAGGAGUGCAAAGGAGUGCACAGGAUUUACUUGUCAGUUCAGUGCCCACCUGCAUGCGGCUGGCGAGGAUGGGGGUGGAGUGCAUCAUGCGCGGCAGCAGCGGUGCAGCAGACGUGCGUACAAGCAGGAGUGCAAAGGAGUGCACAGGAUUUACUUGUCAGUUCAGUGCCCACCUGCAUGCGGCUGGCGAGGAUCGGGGUGGAGUGCAUCAUGCGCGGCAGCAGCGGUGCAGCAGACGUGCGUACAAGCAGGAGUGCAAAGGAGUGCACAGGAUUUACUUGUCAGUUCAGUGCCCACCUGCAUGCGGCUGGCGAGGAUGGGGGUGGAGUGCAUCAUGCGCGGCAGCAGCGGUGCAGCAGACGUGCGUACAAGCAGGAGUGCAAAGGAGUGCACAGGAUUUACUUGUCAGUUCAGUGCCCACCUGCAUGCGGCUGGCGAGGAUGGGGGUGGAGGGCAUCAUGCGCGGCAGCAGCGGUGCAGCAGACGUGCGUACAAGCAGGAGUGCAAAGGAGUGCACAGGAUUUACUUGUCAGUUCAGUGCCCACCUGCAUGCGGCUGGCGAGGAUCGGGGUGGAGUGCAUCAUGCGCGGCAGCAGCGGUUCAGCAGACGUGCGUACAAGCAGGAGUGCAAAGGAGUGCACAGGAUUUACUUGUCAGUUCAGUGCCCACCUGCAUGCGGCUGGCGAGGAUCGGGGUGGAGUGCAUCAUGCGCGGCAGCAGCGGUGCAGCAGACGUGCGUACAAGCAGGAGUGCAAAGGAGUGCACAGGAUUUACUUGUCAGUUCAGUGCCCACCUGCAUGCGGCUGGCGAGGAUCGGGGUGGAGUGCAUCAUGCGCGGCAGCAGCGGUGCAGCAGAUGUGCGUACAAGCAGGAGUGCAAAGGAGUGCACAGGAUUUACUUGUCAGUUCAGUGCCCACCUGCAUGCGGCUGGCGAGGAUCGGGGUGGAGUGCAUCAUGCGCGGCAGCAGCGGUGCAGCAGACGUGCGUACAAGCAGGAGUGCAAAGGAGUGCACAGGAUUUACUUGUCAGUUCAGUGCCCACCUGCAUGCGGCUGGCGAGGAUCGGGGUGGAGGGCAUCAUGCGCGGCAGCAGCGGUGCAGCAGACGUGCGUACAAGCAGGAGUGCAAAGGAGUGCACAGGAUUUACUUGUCAGUUCAGUGCCCACCUGCAUGCGGCUGGCGAGGAUCGGGGUGGAGUGCAUGAUGCGCGGCAGCAGCGGUGCAGCAGACGUGCGUACAAGCAGGAGUGCAAAGGAGUGCACAGGAUUUACCUUUCAGUGCCCACCUGCAUGCGGCUGGCGAGGAUCGGGGUGGAGUGCAUCAUGCGCGGCAGCAGCGGUGCAGCAGACGUGCGUACAAGCAGGAGUGCAAAGGAGUGCACAGGAUUUACUUGUCAGUUCAGUGCCCACCUGCAUGCGGCUGGCGAGGAUGGGGGUGGAGUGCAUCAUGCGCGGCAGCAGCGGUGCAGCAGACGUGCGUACAAGCAGGAGUGCAAAGGAGUGCACAGGAUUUACUUGUCAGUUCAGUGCCCACCUGCAUGCGGCUGGCGAGGAUCGGGGUGGAGGGCAUCAUGCGCGGCAGCAGCGGUGCAGCAGACGUGCGUACAAGCAGGAGUGCAAAGGAGUGCACAGGAUUUACUUGUCAGUUCAGUGCCCACCUGCAUGCGGCUGGCGAGGAUCGGGGUGGAGUGCAUCAUGCGCGGCAGCAGCGGUGCAGCAGACGUGCGUACAAGCAGGAGUGCAAAGGAGUGCACAGGAUUUACUUGUCAGUUCAGUGCCCACCUGCAUGCGGCUGGCGAGGAUCGGGGUGGAGUGCAUCAUGCGCGGCAGCAGCGGUGCAGCAGACGUGCGUACAAGCAGGAGUGCAAAGGAGUGCACAGGAUUUACUUGUCAGUUCAGUGCCCACCUGCAUGCGGCUGGCGAGGAUCGGGGUGGAGUGCAUCAUGCGCGGCAGCAGCGGUGCAGCAGACGUGCGUACAAGCAGGAGUGCAAAGGAGUGCACAGGAUUUACUUGUCAGUUCAGUGCCCACCUGCAUGCGGCUGGCGAGGAUCGGGGUGGAGUGCAUCAUGCGCGGCAGCAGCGGUGCAGCAGACGUGCGUACAAGCAGGAGUGCAAAGGAGUGCACAGGAUUUACUUGUCAGUUCAGUGCCCACCUGCAUGCGGCUGGCGAGGAUCGGGGUGGAGUGCAUCAUGCGCGGCAGCAGCGGUGCAGCAGACGUGCGUACAAGCAGGAGUGCAAAGGAGUGCACAGGAUUUACUUGUCAGUUCAGUGCCCACCUGCAUGCGGCUGGCGAGGAUCGGGGUGGAGGGCAUCAUGCGCGGCAGCAGCGGUGCAGCAGACGUGCGUACAAGCAGGAGUGCAAAGGAGUGCACAGGAUUUACUUGUCAGUUCAGUGCCCACCUGCAUGCGGCUGGCGAGGAUCGGGGUGGAGGGCAUCAUGCGCGGCAGCAGCGGUGCAGCAGACGUGCGUACAAGCAGGAGUGCAAAGGAGUGCACAGGAUUUACUUGUCAGUUCAGUGCCCACCUGCAUGCGGCUGGCGAGGAUCGGGGUGGAGUGCAUCAUGCGCGGCAGCAGCGGUUCAGCAGACGUGCGUACAAGCAGGAGUGCAAAGGAGUGCACAGGAUUUACUUGUCAGUUCAGUGCCCACCUGCAUGCGGCUGGCGAGGAUCGGGGUGGAGUGCAUCAUGCGCGGCAGCAGCGGUGCAGCAGACGUGCGUACAAGCAGGAGUGCAAAGGAGUGCACAGGAUUUACUUGUCAGUUCAGUGCCCACCUGCAUGCGGCUGGCGAGGAUCGGGGUGGAGUGCAUCAUGCGCGGCAGCAGCGGUGCAGCAGACGUGCGUACAAGCAGGAGUGCAAAGGAGUGCACAGGAUUUACUUGUCAGUUCAGUGCCCACCUGCAUGCGGCUGGCGAGGAUCGGGGUGGAGUGCAUCAUGCGCGGCAGCAGCGGUGCAGCAGACGUGCGUACAAGCAGGAGUGCAAAGGAGUGCACAGGAUUUACUUGUCAGUUCAGUGCCCACCUGCAUGCGGCUGGCGAGGAUCGGGGUGGAGUGCAUCAUGCGCGGCAGCAGCGGUGCAGCAGACGUGCGUACAAGCAGGAGUGCAAAGGAGUGCACAGGAUUUACUUGUCAGUUCAGUGCCCACCUGCAUGCGGCUGGCGAGGAUCGGGGUGGAGGGCAUCAUGCGCGGCAGCAGCGGUGCAGCAGACGUGCGUACAAGCAGGAGUGCAAAGGAGUGCACAGGAUUUACUUGUCAGUUCAGUGCCCACCUGCAUGCGGCUGGCGAGGAUCGGGGUGGAGUGCAUCAUGCGCGGCAGCAGCGGUGCAGCAGACGUGCGUACAAGCAGGAGUGCAAAGGAGUGCACAGGAUUUACUUGUCAGUUCAGUGCCCACCUGCAUGCGGCUGGCGAGGAUCGGGGUGGAGUGCAUCAUGCGCGGCAGCAGCGGUGCAGCAGACGUGCGUACAAGCAGGAGUGCAAAGGAGUGCACAGGAUUUACUUGUCAGUUCAGUGCCCACCUGCAUGCGGCUGGCGAGGAUCGGGGUGGAGUGCAUCAUGCGCGGCAGCAGCGGUGCAGCAGACGUGCGUACAAGCAGGAGUGCAAAGGAGUGCACAGGAUUUACUUGUCAGUUCAGUGCCCACCUGCAUGCGGCUGGCGAGGAUCGGGGUGGAGUGCAUCAUGCGCGGCAGCAGCGGUGCAGCAGACGUGCGUACAAGCAGGAGUGCAAAGGAGUGCACAGGAUUUACUUGUCAGUUCAGUGCCCACCUGCAUGCGGCUGGCGAGGAUCGGGGUGGAGUGCAUCAUGCGCGGCAGCAGCGGUGCAGCAGACGUGCGUACAAGCAGGAGUGCAAAGGAGUGCACAGGAUUUACUUGUCAGUUCAGUGCCCACCUGCAUGCGGCUGGCGAGGAUCGGGGUGGAGGGCAUCAUGCGCGGCAGCAGCGGUGCAGCAGACGUGCGUACAAGCAGGAGUGCAAAGGAGUGCACAGGAUUUACUUGUCAGUUCAGUGCCCACCUGCAUGCGGCUGGCGAGGAUCGGGGUGGAGUGCAUCAUGCGCGGCAGCAGCGGUGCAGCAGACGUGCGUACAAGCAGGAGUGCAAAGGAGUGCACAGGAUUUACUUGUCAGUUCAGUGCCCACCUGCAUGCGGCUGGCGAGGAUCGGGGUGGAGUGCAUCAUGCGCGGCAGCAGCGGUGCAGCAGACGUGCGUACAAGCAGGAGUGCAAAGGAGUGCACAGGAUUUACUUGUCAGUUCAGUGCCCACCUGCAUGCGGCUGGCGAGGAUCGGGGUGGAGUGCAUCAUGCGCGGCAGCAGCGGUGCAGCAGACGUGCGUACAAGCAGGAGUGCAAAGGAGUGCACAGGAUUUACUUGUCAGUUCAGUGCCCACCUGCAUGCGGCUGGCGAGGAUCGGGGUGGAGGGCAUCAUGCGCGGCAGCAGCGGUGCAGCAGACGUGCGUACAAGCAGGAGUGCAAAGGAGUGCACAGGAUUUACUUGUCAGUUCAGUGCCCACCUGCAUGCGGCUGGCGAGGAUCGGGGUGGAGUGCAUCAUGCGCGGCAGCAGCGGUUCAGCAGACGUGCGUACAAGCAGGAGUGCAAAGGAGUGCACAGGAUUUACUUGUCAGUUCAGUGCCCACCUGCAUGCGGCUGGCGAGGAUCGGGGUGGAGUGCAUCAUGCGCGGCAGCAGCGGUGCAGCAGACGUGCGUACAAGCAGGAGUGCAAAGGAGUGCACAGGAUUUACUUGUCAGUUCAGUGCCCACCUGCAUGCGGCUGGCGAGGAUCGGGGUGGAGUGCAUCAUGCGCGGCAGCAGCGGUGCAGCAGACGUGCGUACAAGCAGGAGUGCAAAGGAGUGCACAGGAUUUACUUGUCAGUUCAGUGCCCACCUGCAUGCGGCUGGCGAGGAUCGGGGUGGAGUGCAUCAUGCGCGGCAGCAGCGGUGCAGCAGACGUGCGUACAAGCAGGAGUGCAAAGGAGUGCACAGGAUUUACUUGUCAGUUCAGUGCCCACCUGCAUGCGGCUGGCGAGGAUCGGGGUGGAGUGCAUCAUGCGCGGCAGCAGCGGUGCAGCAGACGUGCGUACAAGCAGGAGUGCAAAGGAGUGCACAGGAUUUACUUGUCAGUUCAGUGCCCACCUGCAUGCGGCUGGCGAGGAUCGGGGUGGAGGGCAUCAUGCGCGGCAGCAGCGGUGCAGCAGACGUGCGUACAAGCAGGAGUGCAAAGGAGUGCACAGGAUUUACUUGUCAGUUCAGUGCCCACCUGCAUGCGGCUGGCGAGGAUCGGGGUGGAGUGCAUCAUGCGCGGCAGCAGCGGUGCAGCAGACGUGCGUACAAGCAGGAGUGCAAAGGAGUGCACAGGAUUUACUUGUCAGUUCAGUGCCCACCUGCAUGCGGCUGGCGAGGAUCGGGGUGGAGUGCAUCAUGCGCGGCAGCAGCGGUGCAGCAGACGUGCGUACAAGCAGGAGUGCAAAGGAGUGCACAGGAUUUACUUGUCAGUUCAGUGCCCACCUGCAUGCGGCUGGCGAGGAUCGGGGUGGAGUGCAUCAUGCGCGGCAGCAGCGGUGCAGCAGACGUGCGUACAAGCAGGAGUGCAAAGGAGUGCACAGGAUUUACUUGUCAGUUCAGUGCCCACCUGCAUGCGGCUGGCGAGGAUCGGGGUGGAGUGCAUCAUGCGCGGCAGCAGCGGUGCAGCAGACGUGCGUACAAGCAGGAGUGCAAAGGAGUGCACAGGAUUUACUUGUCAGUUCAGUGCCCACCUGCAUGCGGCUGGCGAGGAUCGGGGUGGAGUGCAUCAUGCGCGGCAGCAGCGGUGCAGCAGACGUGCGUACAAGCAGGAGUGCAAAGGAGUGCACAGGAUUUACUUGUCAGUUCAGUGCCCACCUGCAUGCGGCUGGCGAGGAUCGGGGUGGAGGGCAUCAUGCGCGGCAGCAGCGGUGCAGCAGACGUGCGUACAAGCAGGAGUGCAAAGGAGUGCACAGGAUUUACUUGUCAGUUCAGUGCCCACCUGCAUGCGGCUGGCGAGGAUCGGGGUGGAGGGCAUCAUGCGCGGCAGCAGCGGUGCAGCAGACGUGCGUACAAGCAGGAGUGCAAAGGAGUGCACAGGAUUUACUUGUCAGUUCAGUGCCCACCUGCAUGCGGCUGGCGAGGAUCGGGGUGGAGUGCAUCAUGCGCGGCAGCAGCGGUGCAGCAGACGUGCGUACAAGCAGGAGUGCAAAGGAGUGCACAGGAUUUACUUGUCAGUUCAGUGCCCACCUGCAUGCGGCUGGCGAGGAUCGGGGUGGAGUGCAUCAUGCGCGGCAGCAGCGGUGCAGCAGACGUGCGUACAAGCAGGAGUGCAAAGGAGUGCACAGGAUUUACUUGUCAGUUCAGUGCCCACCUGCAUGCGGCUGGCGAGGAUCGGGGUGGAGUGCAUCAUGCGCGGCAGCAGCGGUGCAGCAGACGUGCGUACAAGCAGGAGUGCAAAGGAGUGCACAGGAUUUACUUGUCAGUUCAGUGCCCACCUGCAUGCGGCUGGCGAGGAUCGGGGUGGAGGGCAUCAUGCGCGGCAGCAGCGGUGCAGCAGACGUGCGUACAAGCAGGAGUGCAAAGGAGUGCACAGGAUUUACUUGUCAGUUCAGUGCCCACCUGCAUGCGGCUGGCGAGGAUCGGGGUGGAGUGCAUCAUGCGCGGCAGCAGCGGUGCAGCAGACGUGCGUACAAGCAGGAGUGCAAAGGAGUGCACAGGAUUUACUUGUCAGUUCAGUGCCCACCUGCAUGCGGCUGGCGAGGAUCGGGGUGGAGGGCAUCAUGCGCGGCAGCAGCGGUGCAGCAGACGUGCGUACAAGCAGGAGUGCAAAGGAGUGCACAGGAUUUACUUGUCAGUUCAGUGCCCACCUGCAUGCGGCUGGCGAGGAUCGGGGUGGAGUGCAUCAUGCGCGGCAGCAGCGGUGCAGCAGACGUGCGUACAAGCAGGAGUGCAAAGGAGUGCACAGGAUUUACUUGUCAGUUCAGUGCCCACCUGCAUGCGGCUGGCGAGGAUCGGGGUGGAGUGCAUCAUGCGCGGCAGCAGCGGUGCAGCAGACGUGCGUACAAGCAGGAGUGCAAAGGAGUGCACAGGAUUUACUUGUCAGUUCAGUGCCCACCUGCAUGCGGCUGGCGAGGAUCGGGGUGGAGUGCAUCAUGCGCGGCAGCAGCGGUGCAGCAGACGUGCGUACAAGCAGGAGUGCAAAGGAGUGCACAGGAUUUACUUGUCAGUUCAGUGCCCACCUGCAUGCGGCUGGCGAGGAUCGGGGUGGAGGGCAUCAUGCGCGGCAGCAGCGGUGCAGCAGACGUGCGUACAAGCAGGAGUGCAAAGGAGUGCACAGGAUUUACUUGUCAGUUCAGUGCCCACCUGCAUGCGGCUGGCGAGGAUCGGGGUGGAGUGCAUCAUGCGCGGCAGCAGCGGUGCAGCAGACGUGCGUACAAGCAGGAGUGCAAAGGAGUGCACAGGAUUUACUUGUCAGUUCAGUGCCCACCUGCAUGCGGCUGGCGAGGAUCGGGGUGGAGUGCAUCAUGCGCGGCAGCAGCGGUGCAGCAGACGUGCGUACAAGCAGGAGUGCAAAGGAGUGCACAGGAUUUACUUGUCAGUUCAGUGCCCACCUGCAUGCGGCUGGCGAGGAUCGGGGUGGAGGGCAUCAUGCGCGGCAGCAGCGGUGCAGCAGACGUGCGUACAAGCAGGAGUGCAAAGGAGUGCACAGGAUUUACUUGUCAGUUCAGUGCCCACCUGCAUGCGGCUGGCGAGGAUCGGGGUGGAGUGCAUCAUGCGCGGCAGCAGCGGUGCAGCAGACGUGCGUACAAGCAGGAGUGCAAAGGAGUGCACAGGAUUUACUUGUCAGUUCAGUGCCCACCUGCAUGCGGCUGGCGAGGAUCGGGGUGGAGUGCAUCAUGCGCGGCAGCAGCGGUGCAGCAGACGUGCGUACAAGCAGGAGUGCAAAGGAGUGCACAGGAUUUACUUGUCAGUUCAGUGCCCACCUGCAUGCGGCUGGCGAGGAUCGGGGUGGAGUGCAUCAUGCGCGGCAGCAGCGGUGCAGCAGACGUGCGUACAAGCAGGAGUGCAAAGGAGUGCACAGGAUUUACUUGUCAGUUCAGUGCCCACCUGCAUGCGGCUGGCGAGGAUCGGGGUGGAGUGCAUCAUGCGCGGCAGCAGCGGUGCAGCAGACGUGCGUACAAGCAGGAGUGCAAAGGAGUGCACAGGAUUUACUUGUCAGUUCAGUGCCCACCUGCAUGCGGCUGGCGAGGAUCGGGGUGGAGUGCAUCAUGCGCGGCAGCAGCGGUGCAGCAGACGUGCGUACAAGCAGGAGUGCAAAGGAGUGCACAGGAUUUACUUGUCAGUUCAGUGCCCACCUGCAUGCGGCUGGCGAGGAUCGGGGUGGAGGGCAUCAUGCGCGGCAGCAGCGGUGCAGCAGACGUGCGUACAAGCAGGAGUGCAAAGGAGUGCACAGGAUUUACUUGUCAGUUCAGUGCCCACCUGCAUGCGGCUGGCGAGGAUCGGGGUGGAGUGCAUGAUGCGCGGCAGCAGCGGUGCAGCAGACGUGCGUACAAGCAGGAGUGCAAAGGAGUGCACAGGAUUUACUUGUCAGUUCAGUGCCCACCUGCAUGCGGCUGGCGAGGAUCGGGGUGGAGUGCAUCAUGCGCGGCAGCAGCGGUGCAGCAGACGUGCGUACAAGCAGGAGUGCAAAGGAGUGCACAGGAUUUACUUGUCAGUUCAGUGCCCACCUGCAUGCGGCUGGCGAGGAUCGGGGUGGAGUGCAUCAUGCGCGGCAGCAGCGGUGCAGCAGACGUGCGUACAAGCAGGAGUGCAAAGGAGUGCACAGGAUUUACUUGUCAGUUCAGUGCCCACCUGCAUGCGGCUGGCGAGGAUCGGGGUGGAGUGCAUCAUGCGCGGCAGCAGCGGUGCAGCAGACGUGCGUACAAGCAGGAGUGCAAAGGAGUGCACAGGAUUUACUUGUCAGUUCAGUGCCCACCUGCAUGCGGCUGGCGAGGAUCGGGGUGGAGUGCAUCAUGCGCGGCAGCAGCGGUGCAGCAGACGUGCGUACAAGCAGGAGUGCAAAGGAGUGCACAGGAUUUACUUGUCAGUUCAGUGCCCACCUGCAUGCGGCUGGCGAGGAUCGGGGUGGAGUGCAUCAUGCGCGGCAGCAGCGGUGCAGCAGACGUGCGUACAAGCAGGAGUGCAAAGGAGUGCACAGGAUUUACUUGUCAGUUCAGUGCCCACCUGCAUGCGGCUGGCGAGGAUCGGGGUGGAGUGCAUCAUGCGCGGCAGCAGCGGUGCAGCAGACGUGCGUACAAGCAGGAGUGCAAAGGAGUGCACAGGAUUUACUUGUCAGUUCAGUGCCCACCUGCAUGCGGCUGGCGAGGAUCGGGGUGGAGUGCAUCAUGCGCGGCAGCAGCGGUGCAGCAGACGUGCGUACAAGCAGGAGUGCAAAGGAGUGCACAGGAUUUACUUGUCAGUUCAGUGCCCACCUGCAUGCGGCUGGCGAGGAUCGGGGUGGAGUGCAUCAUGCGCGGCAGCAGCGGUGCAGCAGACGUGCGUACAAGCAGGAGUGCAAAGGAGUGCACAGGAUUUACUUGUCAGUUCAGUGCCCACCUGCAUGCGGCUGGCGAGGAUCGGGGUGGAGUGCAUCAUGCGCGGCAGCAGCGGUGCAGCAGACGUGCGUACAAGCAGGAGUGCAAAGGAGUGCACAGGAUUUACUUGUCAGUUCAGUGCCCACCUGCAUGCGGCUGGCGAGGAUCGGGGGUGGAGGGCAUCAUGCGCGGCAGCAGCGGUGCAGCAGACGUGCGUACAAGCAGGAGUGCAAAGGAGUGCACAGGAUUUACUUGUCAGUUCAGUGCCCACCUGCAUGCGGCUGGCGAGGAUCGGGGUGGAGUGCAUCAUGCGCGGCAGCAGCGGUUCAGCAGACGUGCGUACAAGCAGGAGUGCAAAGGAGUGCACAGGAUUUACUUGUCAGUUCAGUGCCCACCUGCAUGCGGCUGGCGAGGAUCGGGGUGGAGUGCAUCAUGCGCGGCAGCAGCGGUGCAGCAGACGUGCGUACAAGCAGGAGUGCAAAGGAGUGCACAGGAUUUACUUGUCAGUUCAGUGCCCACCUGCAUGCGGCUGGCGAGGAUCGGGGUGGAGUGCAUCAUGCGCGGCAGCAGCGGUGCAGCAGACGUGCGUACAAGCAGGAGUGCAAAGGAGUGCACAGGAUUUACUUGUCAGUUCAGUGCCCACCUGCAUGCGGCUGGCGAGGAUCGGGGUGGAGUGCAUCAUGCGCGGCAGCAGCGGUGCAGCAGACGUGCGUACAAGCAGGAGUGCAAAGGAGUGCACAGGAUUUACUUGUCAGUUCAGUGCCCACCUGCAUGCGGCUGGCGAGGAUCGGGGGUGGAGGGCAUCAUGCGCGGCAGCAGCGGUGCAGCAGACGUGCGUACAAGCAGGAGUGCAAAGGAGUGCACAGGAUUUACUUGUCAGUUCAGUGCCCACCUGCAUGCGGCUGGCGAGGAUCGGGUGCCCACCUGCAUGCGGCUGGCGAGGAUCGGGGUGGAGGGCAUCAUGCGCGGCAGCAGCGGUGCAGCAGACGUGCGUACAAGCAGGAGUGCAAAGGAGUGCACAGGAUUUACUUGUCAGUUCAGUGCCCACCUGCAUGCGGCUGGCGAGGAUCGGGGUGGAGGGCAUCAUGCGCGGCAGCAGCGGUGCAGCAGACGUGCGUACAAGCAGGAGUGCAAAGGAGUGCACAGGAUUUACUUGUCAGUUCAGUGCCCACCUGCAUGCGGCUGGCGAGGAUCGGGGUGGAGUGCAUCAUGCGCGGCAGCAGCGGUGCAGCAGACGUGCGUACAAGCAGGAGUGCAAAGGAGUGCACAGGAUUUACUUGUCAGUUCAGUGCCCACCUGCAUGCGGCUGGCGAGGAUCGGGGUGGAGUGCAUCAUGCGCGGCAGCAGCGGUGCAGCAGACGUGCGUACAAGCAGGAGUGCAAAGGAGUGCACAGGAUUUACUUGUCAGUUCAGUGCCCACCUGCAUGCGGCUGGCGAGGAUCGGGGUGGAGUGCAUCAUGCGCGGCAGCAGCGGUGCAGCAGACGUGCGUACAAGCAGGAGUGCAAAGGAGUGCACAGGAUUUACUUGUCAGUUCAGUGCCCACCUGCAUGCGGCUGGCGAGGAUCGGGGUGGAGUGCAUCAUGCGCGGCAGCAGCGGUGCAGCAGACGUGCGUACAAGCAGGAGUGCAAAGGAGUGCACAGGAUUUACUUGUCAGUUCAGUGCCCACCUGCAUGCGGCUGGCGAGGAUCGGGGUGGAGUGCAUCAUGCGCGGCAGCAGCGGUGCAGCAGACGUGCGUACAAGCAGGAGUGCAAAGGAGUGCACAGGAUUUACUUGUCAGUUCAGUGCCCACCUGCAUGCGGCUGGCGAGGAUCGGGGUGGAGUGCAUCAUGCGCGGCAGCAGCGGUGCAGCAGACGUGCGUACAAGCAGGAGUGCAAAGGAGUGCACAGGAUUUACUUGUCAGUUCAGUGCCCACCUGCAUGCGGCUGGCGAGGAUCGGGGUGGAGUGCAUCAUGCGCGGCAGCAGCGGUGCAGCAGACGUGCGUACAAGCAGGAGUGCAAAGGAGUGCACAGGAUUUACUUGUCAGUUCAGUGCCCACCUGCAUGCGGCUGGCGAGGAUCGGGGUGGAGGGCAUCAUGCGCGGCAGCAGCGGUGCAGCAGACGUGCGUACAAGCAGGAGUGCAAAGGAGUGCACAGGAUUUACUUGUCAGUUCAGUGCCCACCUGCAUGCGGCUGGCGAGGAUCGGGGUGGAGUGCAUCAUGCGCGGCAGCAGCGGUGCAGCAGACGUGCGUACAAGCAGGAGUGCAAAGGAGUGCACAGGAUUUACUUGUCAGUUCAGUGCCCACCUGCAUGCGGCUGGCGAGGAUCGGGGUGGAGUGCAUCAUGCGCGGCAGCAGCGGUGCAGCAGACGUGCGUACAAGCAGGAGUGCAAAGGAGUGCACAGGAUUUACUUGUCAGUUCAGUGCCCACCUGCAUGCGGCUGGCGAGGAUCGGGGUGGAGUGCAUCAUGCGCGGCAGCAGCGGUGCAGCAGACGUGCGUACAAGCAGGAGUGCAAAGGAGUGCACAGGAUUUACUUGUCAGUUCAGUGCCCACCUGCAUGCGGCUGGCGAGGAUCGGGGUGGAGUGCAUCAUGCGCGGCAGCAGCGGUGCAGCAGACGUGCGUACAAGCAGGAGUGCAAAGGAGUGCACAGGAUUUACUUGUCAGUUCAGUGCCCACCUGCAUGCGGCUGGCGAGGAUCGGGGUGGAGUGCAUCAUGCGCGGCAGCAGCGGUGCAGCAGACGUGCGUACAAGCAGGAGUGCAAAGGAGUGCACAGGAUUUACUUGUCAGUUCAGUGCCCACCUGCAUGCGGCUGGCGAGGAUCGGGGUGGAGUGCAUCAUGCGCGGCAGCAGCGGUGCAGCAGACGUGCGUACAAGCAGGAGUGCAAAGGAGUGCACAGGAUUUACUUGUCAGUUCAGUGCCCACCUGCAUGCGGCUGGCGAGGAUCGGGGUGGAGGGCAUCAUGCGCGGCAGCAGCGGUGCAGCAGACGUGCGUACAAGCAGGAGUGCAAAGGAGUGCACAGGAUUUACUUGUCAGUUCAGUGCCCACCUGCAUGCGGCUGGCGAGGAUCGGGGUGGAGUGCAUCAUGCGCGGCAGCAGCGGUGCAGCAGACGUGCGUACAAGCAGGAGUGCAAAGGAGUGCACAGGAUUUACUUGUCAGUUCAGUGCCCACCUGCAUGCGGCUGGCGAGGAUCGGGGUGGAGUGCAUCAUGCGCGGCAGCAGCGGUGCAGCAGACGUGCGUACAAGCAGGAGUGCAAAGGAGUGCACAGGAUUUACUUGUCAGUUCAGUGCCCACCUGCAUGCGGCUGGCGAGGAUCGGGGUGGAGUGCAUCAUGCGCGGCAGCAGCGGUGCAGCAGACGUGCGUACAAGCAGGAGUGCAAAGGAGUGCACAGGAUUUACUUGUCAGUUCAGUGCCCACCUGCAUGCGGCUGGCGAGGAUCGGGGUGGAGUGCAUCAUGCGCGGCAGCAGCGGUGCAGCAGACGUGCGUACAAGCAGGAGUGCAAAGGAGUGCACAGGAUUUACUUGUCAGUUCAGUGCCCACCUGCAUGCGGCUGGCGAGGAUCGGGGUGGAGUGCAUCAUGCGCGGCAGCAGCGGUGCAGCAGACGUGCGUACAAGCAGGAGUGCAAAGGAGUGCACAGGAUUUACUUGUCAGUUCAGUGCCCACCUGCAUGCGGCUGGCGAGGAUCGGGGUGGAGUGCAUCAUGCGCGGCAGCAGCGGUGCAGCAGACGUGCGUACAAGCAGGAGUGCAAAGGAGUGCACAGGAUUUACUUGUCAGUUCAGUGCCCACCUGCAUGCGGCUGGCGAGGAUCGGGGUGGAGUGCAUCAUGCGCGGCAGCAGCGGUGCAGCAGACGUGCGUACAAGCAGGAGUGCAAAGGAGUGCACAGGAUUUACUUGUCAGUUCAGUGCCCACCUGCAUGCGGCUGGCGAGGAUCGGGGUGGAGUGCAUCAUGCGCGGCAGCAGCGGUGCAGCAGACGUGCGUACAAGCAGGAGUGCAAAGGAGUGCACAGGAUUUACUUGUCAGUUCAGUGCCCACCUGCAUGCGGCUGGCGAGGAUCGGGGUGGAGUGCAUCAUGCGCGGCAGCAGCGGUGCAGCAGACGUGCGUACAAGCAGGAGUGCAAAGGAGUGCACAGGAUUUACUUGUCAGUUCAGUGCCCACCUGCAUGCGGCUGGCGAGGAUCGGGGUGGAGUGCAUCAUGCGCGGCAGCAGCGGUGCAGCAGACGUGCGUACAAGCAGGAGUGCAAAGGAGUGCACAGGAUUUACUUGUCAGUUCAGUGCCCACCUGCAUGCGGCUGGCGAGGAUCGGGGUGGAGUGCAUCAUGCGCGGCAGCAGCGGUGCAGCAGACGUGCGUACAAGCAGGAGUGCAAAGGAGUGCACAGGAUUUACUUGUCAGUUCAGUGCCCACCUGCAUGCGGCUGGCGAGGAUCGGGGUGGAGUGCAUCAUGCGCGGCAGCAGCGGUGCAGCAGACGUGCGUACAAGCAGGAGUGCAAAGGAGUGCACAGGAUUUACUUGUCAGUUCAGUGCCCACCUGCAUGCGGCUGGCGAGGAUCGGGGUGGAGUGCAUCAUGCGCGGCAGCAGCGGUGCAGCAGACGUGCGUACAAGCAGGAGUGCAAAGGAGUGCACAGGAUUUACUUGUCAGUUCAGUGCCCACCUGCAUGCGGCUGGCGAGGAUCGGGGUGGAGUGCAUCAUGCGCGGCAGCAGCGGUGCAGCAGACGUGCGUACAAGCAGGAGUGCAAAGGAGUGCACAGGAUUUACUUGUCAGUUCAGUGCCCACCUGCAUGCGGCUGGCGAGGAUCGGGGUGGAGUGCAUCAUGCGCGGCAGCAGCGGUGCAGCAGACGUGCGUACAAGCAGGAGUGCAAAGGAGUGCACAGGAUUUACUUGUCAGUUCAGUGCCCACCUGCAUGCGGCUGGCGAGGAUCGGGGUGGAGUGCAUCAUGCGCGGCAGCAGCGGUGCAGCAGACGUGCGUACAAGCAGGAGUGCAAAGGAGUGCACAGGAUUUACUUGUCAGUUCAGUGCCCACCUGCAUGCGGCUGGCGAGGAUCGGGGUGGAGUGCAUCAUGCGCGGCAGCAGCGGUGCAGCAGACGUGCGUACAAGCAGGAGUGCAAAGGAGUGCACAGGAUUUACUUGUCAGUUCAGUGCCCACCUGCAUGCGGCUGGCGAGGAUCGGGGUGGAGUGCAUCAUGCGCGGCAGCAGCGGUGCAGCAGACGUGCGUACAAGCAGGAGUGCAAAGGAGUGCACAGGAUUUACUUGUCAGUUCAGUGCCCACCUGCAUGCGGCUGGCGAGGAUCGGGGUGGAGUGCAUCAUGCGCGGCAGCAGCGGUGCAGCAGACGUGCGUACAAGCAGGAGUGCAAAGGAGUGCACAGGAUUUACUUGUCAGUUCAGUGCCCACCUGCAUGCGGCUGGCGAGGAUCGGGGUGGAGGGCAUCAUGCGCGGCAGCAGCGGUGCAGCAGACGUGCGUACAAGCAGGAGUGCAAAGGAGUGCACAGGAUUUACUUGUCAGUUCAGUGCCCACCUGCAUGCGGCUGGCGAGGAUCGGGGUGGAGUGCAUCAUGCGCGGCAGCAGCGGUUCAGCAGACGUGCGUACAAGCAGGAGUGCAAAGGAGUGCACAGGAUUUACUUGUCAGUUCAGUGCCCACCUGCAUGCGGCUGGCGAGGAUCGGGGUGGAGUGCAUCAUGCGCGGCAGCAGCGGUGCAGCAGACGUGCGUACAAGCAGGAGUGCAAAGGAGUGCACAGGAUUUACUUGUCAGUUCAGUGCCCACCUGCAUGCGGCUGGCGAGGAUCGGGGUGGAGUGCAUCAUGCGCGGCAGCAGCGGUGCAGCAGACGUGCGUACAAGCAGGAGUGCAAAGGAGUGCACAGGAUUUACUUGUCAGUUCAGUGCCCACCUGCAUGCGGCUGGCGAGGAUCGGGGUGGAGUGCAUCAUGCGCGGCAGCAGCGGUGCAGCAGACGUGCGUACAAGCAGGAGUGCAAAGGAGUGCACAGGAUUUACUUGUCAGUUCAGUGCCCACCUGCAUGCGGCUGGCGAGGAUCGGGGGUGGAGUGCAUCAUGCGCGGCAGCAGCGGUGCAGCAGACGUGCGUACAAGCAGGAGUGCAAAGGAGUGCACAGGAUUUACUUGUCAGUUCAGUGCCCACCUGCAUGCGGCUGGCGAGGAUCGGGGUGGAGUGCAUCAUGCGCGGCAGCAGCGGUUGCAGCAGACGUGCGUACAAGCAGGAGUGCAAAGGAGUGCACAGGAUUUACUUGUCAGUUCAGUGCCCACCUGCAUGCGGCUGGCGAGGAUCGGGGUGGAGUGCAUCAUGCGCGGCAGCAGCGGUGCAGCAGACGUGCGUACAAGCAGGAGUGCAAAGGAGUGCACAGGAUUUACUUGUCAGUUCAGUGCCCACCUGCAUGCGGCUGGCGAGGAUCGGGGUGGAGUGCAUCAUGCGCGGCAGCAGCGGUUGCAGCAGACGUGCGUACAAGCAGGAGUGCAAAGGAGUGCACAGGAUUUACUUGUCAGUUCAGUGCCCACCUGCAUGCGGCUGGCGAGGAUCGGGGUGGAGUGCAUCAUGCGCGGCAGCAGCGGUGCAGCAGACGUGCGUACAAGCAGGAGUGCAAAGGAGUGCACAGGAUUUACUUGUCAGUUCAGUGCCCACCUGCAUGCGGCUGGCGAGGAUCGGGGUGGAGUGCAUCAUGCGCGGCAGCAGCGGUGCAGCAGACGUGCGUACAAGCAGGAGUGCAAAGGAGUGCACAGGAUUUACUUGUCAGUUCAGUGCCCACCUGCAUGCGGCUGGCGAGGAUCGGGGUGGAGUGCAUCAUGCGCGGCAGCAGCGGUGCAGCAGACGUGCGUACAAGCAGGAGUGCAAAGGAGUGCACAGGAUUUACUUGUCAGUUCAGUGCCCACCUGCAUGCGGCUGGCGAGGAUCGGGGUGGAGUGCAUCAUGCGCGGCAGCAGCGGUGCAGCAGACGUGCGUACAAGCAGGAGUGCAAAGGAGUGCACAGGAUUUACUUGUCAGUUCAGUGCCCACCUGCAUGCGGCUGGCGAGGAUCGGGGUGGAGUGCAUCAUGCGCGGCAGCAGCGGUGCAGCAGACGUGCGUACAAGCAGGAGUGCAAAGGAGUGCACAGGAUUCACUUGUCAGUUCAGUGCCCACCUGCAUGCGGCUGGCGAGGAUCGGGGUGGAGUGCAUCAUGCGCGGCAGCAGCGGUGCAGCAGACGUGCGUACAAGCAGGAGUGCAAAGGAGUGCACAGGAUUUACUUGUCAGUUCAGUGCCCACCUGCAUGCGGCUGGCGAGGAUCGGGGUGGAGUGCAUCAUGCGCGGCAGCAGCGGUGCAGCAGACGUGCGUACAAGCAGGAGUGCAAAGGAGUGCACAGGAUUUACUUGUCAGUUCAGUGCCCACCUGCAUGCGGCUGGCGAGGAUCGGGGUGGAGUGCAUCAUGCGCGGCAGCAGCGGUGCAGCAGACGUGCGUACAAGCAGGAGUGCAAAGGAGUGCACAGGAUUUACUUGUCAGUUCAGUGCCCACCUGCAUGCGGCUGGCGAGGAUCGGGGUGGAGUGCAUCAUGCGCGGCAGCAGCGGUGCAGCAGACGUGCGUACAAGCAGGAGUGCAAAGGAGUGCACAGGAUUUACUUGUCAGUUCAGUGCCCACCUGCAUGCGGCUGGCGAGGAUCGGGGUGGAGUGCAUCAUGCGCGGCAGCAGCGGUGCAGCAGACGUGCGUACAAGCAGGAGUGCAAAGGAGUGCACAGGAUUUACUUGUCAGUUCAGUGCCCACCUGCAUGCGGCUGGCGAGGAUCGGGGUGGAGUGCAUCAUGCGCGGCAGCAGCGGUGCAGCAGACGUGCGUACAAGCAGGAGUGCAAAGGAGUGCACAGGAUUUACUUGUCAGUUCAGUGCCCACCUGCAUGCGGCUGGCGAGGAUCGGGGUGGAGUGCAUCAUGCGCGGCAGCAGCGGUGCAGCAGACGUGCGUACAAGCAGGAGUGCAAAGGAGUGCACAGGAUUUACUUGUCAGUUCAGUGCCCACCUGCAUGCGGCUGGCGAGGAUCGGGGUGGAGUGCAUCAUGCGCGGCAGCAGCGGUGCAGCAGACGUGCGUACAAGCAGGAGUGCAAAGGAGUGCACAGGAUUUACUUGUCAGUUCAGUGCCCACCUGCAUGCGGCUGGCGAGGAUCGGGGUGGAGUGCAUCAUGCGCGGCAGCAGCGGUGCAGCAGACGUGCGUACAAGCAGGAGUGCAAAGGAGUGCACAGGAUUUACUUGUCAGUUCAGUGCCCACCUGCAUGCGGCUGGCGAGGAUCGGGGUGGAGUGCAUCAUGCGCGGCAGCAGCGGUGCAGCAGACGUGCGUACAAGCAGGAGUGCAAAGGAGUGCACAGGAUUUACUUGUCAGUUCAGUGCCCACCUGCAUGCGGCUGGCGAGGAUCGGGGUGGAGUGCAUCAUGCGCGGCAGCAGCGGUGCAGCAGACGUGCGUACAAGCAGGAGUGCAAAGGAGUGCACAGGAUUUACUUGUCAGUUCAGUGCCCACCUGCAUGCGGCUGGCGAGGAUCGGGGUGGAGUGCAUCAUGCGCGGCAGCAGCGGUGCAGCAGACGUGCGUACAAGCAGGAGUGCAAAGGAGUGCACAGGAUUUACUUGUCAGUUCAGUGCCCACCUGCAUGCGGCUGGCGAGGAUCGGGGUGGAGUGCAUCAUGCGCGGCAGCAGCGGUGCAGCAGACGUGCGUACAAGCAGGAGUGCAAAGGAGUGCACAGGAUUUACUUGUCAGUUCAGUGCCCACCUGCAUGCGGCUGGCGAGGAUCGGGGUGGAGUGCAUCAUGCGCGGCAGCAGCGGUGCAGCAGACGUGCGUACAAGCAGGAGUGCAAAGGAGUGCACAGGAUUUACUUGUCAGUUCAGUGCCCACCUGCAUGCGGCUGGCGAGGAUCGGGGUGGAGUGCAUCAUGCGCGGCAGCAGCGGUGCAGCAGACGUGCGUACAAGCAGGAGUGCAAAGGAGUGCACAGGAUUUACUUGUCAGUUCAGUGCCCACCUGCAUGCGGCUGGCGAGGAUCGGGGUGGAGUGCAUCAUGCGCGGCAGCAGCGGUGCAGCAGACGUGCGUACAAGCAGGAGUGCAAAGGAGUGCACAGGAUUUACUUGUCAGUUCAGUGCCCACCUGCAUGCGGCUGGCGAGGAUGGGGGUGGAGGGCAUCAUGCGCGGCAGCAGCGGUGCAGCAGACGUGCGUACAAGCAGGAGUGCAAAGGAGUGCACAGGAUUUACUUGUCAGUUCAGUGCCCACCUGCAUGCGGCUGGCGAGGAUCGGGGUGGAGUGCAUCAUGCGCGGCAGCAGCGGUUCAGCAGACGUGCGUACAAGCAGGAGUGCAAAGGAGUGCACAGGAUUUACUUGUCAGUUCAGUGCCCACCUGCAUGCGGCUGGCGAGGAUCGGGGUGGAGUGCAUCAUGCGCGGCAGCAGCGGUUCAGCAGACGUGCGUACAAGCAGGAGUGCAAAGGAGUGCACAGGAUUUACUUGUCAGUUCAGUGCCCACCUGCAUGCGGCUGGCGAGGAUCGGGGUGGAGUGCAUCAUGCGCGGCAGCAGCGGUUCAGCAGACGUGCGUACAAGCAGGAGUGCAAAGGAGUGCACAGGAUUUACUUGUCAGUUCAGUGCCCACCUGCAUGCGGCUGGCGAGGAUCGGGGUGGAGUGCAUCAUGCGCGGCAGCAGCGGUGCAGCAGACGUGCGUACAAGCAGGAGUGCAAAGGAGUGCACAGGAUUUACUUGUCAGUUCAGUGCCCACCUGCAUGCGGCUGGCGAGGAUCGGGGUGGAGUGCAUCAUGCGCGGCAGCAGCGGUGCAGCAGACGUGCGUACAAGCAGGAGUGCAAAGGAGUGCACAGGAUUUACUUGUCAGUUCAGUGCCCACCUGCAUGCGGCUGGCGAGGAUCGGGGUGGAGUGCAUCAUGCGCGGCAGCAGCGGUGCAGCAGACGUGCGUACAAGCAGGAGUGCAAAGGAGUGCACAGGAUUUACUUGUCAGUUCAGUGCCCACCUGCAUGCGGCUGGCGAGGAUCGGGGUGGAGUGCAUCAUGCGCGGCAGCAGCGGUGCAGCAGACGUGCGUACAAGCAGGAGUGCAAAGGAGUGCACAGGAUUUACUUGUCAGUUCAGUGCCCACCUGCAUGCGGCUGGCGAGGAUCGGGGUGGAGUGCAUCAUGCGCGGCAGCAGCGGUGCAGCAGACGUGCGUACAAGCAGGAGUGCAAAGGAGUGCACAGGAUUCACUUGUCAGUUCAGUGCCCACCUGCAUGCGGCUGGCGAGGAUCGGGGUGGAGUGCAUCAUGCGCGGCAGCAGCGGUGCAGCAGACGUGCGUACAAGCAGGAGUGCAAAGGAGUGCACAGGAUUUACUUGUCAGUUCAGUGCCCACCUGCAUGCGGCUGGCGAGGAUCGGGGUGGAGUGCAUCAUGCGCGGCAGCAGCGGUGCAGCAGACGUGCGUACAAGCAGGAGUGCAAAGGAGUGCACAGGAUUUACUUGUCAGUUCAGUGCCCACCUGCAUGCGGCUGGCGAGGAUCGGGGUGGAGUGCAUCAUGCGCGGCAGCAGCGGUGCAGCAGACGUGCGUACAAGCAGGAGUGCAAAGGAGUGCACAGGAUUUACUUGUCAGUUCAGUGCCCACCUGCAUGCGGCUGGCGAGGAUCGGGGUGGAGUGCAUCAUGCGCGGCAGCAGCGGUGCAGCAGACGUGCGUACAAGCAGGAGUGCAAAGGAGUGCACAGGAUUUACUUGUCAGUUCAGUGCCCACCUGCAUGCGGCUGGCGAGGAUCGGGGUGGAGUGCAUCAUGCGCGGCAGCAGCGGUGCAGCAGACGUGCGUACAAGCAGGAGUGCAAAGGAGUGCACAGGAUUCACUUGUCAGUUCAGUGCCCACCUGCAUGCGGCUGGCGAGGAUCGGGGUGGAGUGCAUCAUGCGCGGCAGCAGCGGUGCAGCAGACGUGCGUACAAGCAGGAGUGCAAAGGAGUGCACAGGAUUUACUUGUCAGUUCAGUGCCCACCUGCAUGCGGCUGGCGAGGAUCGGGGUGGAGUGCAUCAUGCGCGGCAGCAGCGGUGCAGCAGACGUGCGUACAAGCAGGAGUGCAAAGGAGUGCACAGGAUUUACUUGUCAGUUCAGUGCCCACCUGCAUGCGGCUGGCGAGGAUCGGGGUGGAGUGCAUCAUGCGCGGCAGCAGCGGUGCAGCAGACGUGCGUACAAGCAGGAGUGCAAAGGAGUGCACAGGAUUUACUUGUCAGUUCAGUGCCCACCUGCAUGCGGCUGGCGAGGAUCGGGGUGGAGUGCAUCAUGCGCGGCAGCAGCGGUGCAGCAGACGUGCGUACAAGCAGGAGUGCAAAGGAGUGCACAGGAUUUACUUGUCAGUUCAGUGCCCACCUGCAUGCGGCUGGCGAGGAUCGGGGUGGAGUGCAUCAUGCGCGGCAGCAGCGGUGCAGCAGACGUGCGUACAAGCAGGAGUGCAAAGGAGUGCACAGGAUUUACUUGUCAGUUCAGUGCCCACCUGCAUGCGGCUGGCGAGGAUCGGGGUGGAGUGCAUCAUGCGCGGCAGCAGCGGUGCAGCAGACGUGCGUACAAGCAGGAGUGCAAAGGAGUGCACAGGAUUUACUUGUCAGUUCAGUGCCCACCUGCAUGCGGCUGGCGAGGAUCGGGGUGGAGUGCAUCAUGCGCGGCAGCAGCGGUGCAGCAGACGUGCGUACAAGCAGGAGUGCAAAGGAGUGCACAGGAUUUACUUGUCAGUUCAGUGCCCACCUGCAUGCGGCUGGCGAGGAUCGGGGUGGAGUGCAUCAUGCGCGGCAGCAGCGGUGCAGCAGACGUGCGUACAAGCAGGAGUGCAAAGGAGUGCACAGGAUUUACUUGUCAGUUCAGUGCCCACCUGCAUGCGGCUGGCGAGGAUCGGGGUGGAGUGCAUCAUGCGCGGCAGCAGCGGUGCAGCAGACGUGCGUACAAGCAGGAGUGCAAAGGAGUGCACAGGAUUUACUUGUCAGUUCAGUGCCCACCUGCAUGCGGCUGGCGAGGAUCGGGGUGGAGGGCAUCAUGCGCGGCAGCAGCGGCGCAGCGACGAGGAGCAGAGGCAUGGUUUCGGCGACAAAGUGGUAGAAGUUGA